Messenger RNA from Didymodactylos carnosus, 1407 nucleotides. Lineage: Eukaryota; Metazoa; Rotifera; Eurotatoria; Philodinida; Philodinidae. The record is from the annotation of a GenBank genome assembly.
AUGCAAAGUGAAUUGGUACUUAUAACAUUGAAACAAUGGUCAUUAAUCAUUCUCUAUAAUCUUUUCUUAUUUUCUAUUUUGUCUACUCUGUCAUUUGGAAAACCGCUUAUUAAAUCAGACGUUUAUCCAUUCAAUUAUUCUAAACAAUCAAUUAUAACAUGUUACUCAAAUACACUGUCGAGUGUUAAUUAUAUGCAAUUAACAGCCGUAACUGGCAAAUGGGAAGUUGAUAAAAAAUUUCAAAUUAACGAAGUAAAUGUUAAAGCAAAUGGUAGUAUUAAACUAAUAAUUCAUCAAAAAUUCAAUUAUUCAACAUUGAUUCAACCAGUUGAAUGUGAAGUAAAAUAUUUAAAUAACAGUGUAAUAAGUUCAUAUCUAAAUGUAUAUCAUGUUGUGGAAAUACCCCAAAAAGCAUUCUUUUCAAUAAUUAUUGAUACUGGAAAAUCCAUUACAAUUUCGUGUAUUACAUAUGGUACAAACGUCUCAUUACUGUGGGAUUUUAGUAAAGAUGGAAAAUCUUAUAGAACAAAUUUACCUGAUGGAGUUCAAUUUCGUCCAAAAUAUAUUGUGAAUGAUGCAUUGUACAUUGAAAAAGUGAGUUAUGAUAUUUAUCGCGGAUAUUAUCGUUGUAAUGGAUCUAAUAUUAUCGAAAAUAAAAUAAAUAAAGAUUUUGUUAACAAUUUUUUAAGAGUACGAAAAAAUGGUACAUGGAUUCCGAUACUAAUUGCUCUAUUGUGUAUUUGUGCCUGUGUCGCAACACUAAUACUCUAUUCAGAAUAUUAUCAACCAAAAACAAAUGUCACUGGUAUUAAUAAUACCAAAGAAUCAGUCGUUUACGAAACGGAAAAACAAUCGAUGAACUGCCAUUCAGACAAAGAGGUUCAACUACCACCAGAUUUAAACGUUUCUAUCAAAAGACAAUCAAAUAUUGUAUCUAAUAUAUAUGACUAUUCGAAUAAACCAUCGAAAAAAUUUCCAUCACCUACUGUUGAAUUGAAACAAUCAAGUGUAUCAGAAUUAUUUGAAAAAGAUGCCGACGAAUCACGACGAAAAAUAGAUCAUCAGCAACAGCAACCACCAUCAAAACUCCGACACCCAGCGACUAAAACGCCACUUUAUAAUGUUGUUGACGGAUCAAUCAAAAACAGUGAUAUUAGACAUCGAUUAACGAUAACCGACGAUGAUAUACUUCUAGAGUCAAAUUCGUCAUUUUUGGAUCAAUCGCAGCAAUUUCCUCUAGUAUCAUCCAUUCUUAGUGAUAAAACAACAUUUGCAAGAAGAAGCAAUCCUUCAACUGCAUCACAUCCUCUGACAUUUAUUCUCGGUAACCCUUUCACGUCUUCGAAUGUUCGUCCGAUUGAUACACAUGUGAAUCGUAGACGAUUGACGAAUAAUCCAUCGUAUUAG